CAGACGCGGCCGGGGGCGGGAGUUCAUCCCCCACCGCCAAUCCCGGGGCUUGUUUCAGACACAUUUCUCAGCAUUUGACGCACUCGCAUCCGGGUGAGGAGCUUUUAGUGAGUUCGUGGUUGCAGCUGUUUCUCCGGGUGUUAGGAUGUUGGGAUCUGUGCGGCUGCUGCUGCAGGUGCUGUGGGCCCAGCUGCUGUGCGGAUGGGUGUUGGGCUCCGAGCUCACGUUUGAGCUGCCCGACAACGCCAAGCAGUGUUUCUACGAGGACAUCAUCAUCGGGACCAAGUGCACGCUGGAGUUCCAGGUUGUCACUGGGGGCCACUAUGACGUGGACUGUCGUUUGGAGGACCCAGAUGGCACGACACUCUACAAGGAGAUGAAGAAGCAGUAUGAUAGUUUUACUUUUACAGCAGCCAAGAAUGGGACCUACAAGUUCUGCUUCAGCAAUGAGUUCUCCACCUUCACACACAAGACGGUUUACUUUGACUUCCAGGUUGGGGAUGAUCCUCCACUUUUCCCCAAUGAGAACAGAGUCACUGCUCUGACCCAGAUGGAAUCAGCCUGUGUGUCUAUUCACGAGGCUCUGAAAUCAGUAAUCGACUACCAGACACACUUCCGCCUCCGUGAGGCGCAAGGGCGCAGUCGGGCUGAGGACCUCAACACCCGCGUUGCAUUCUGGUCCAUUGGAGAAGCCAUUAUCCUCUUGGUGGUCAGCAUCAGCCAGGUGGUUCUGCUGAGAAGCUUCUUCUCUGACAAGAAGACUACUAUGACGCGUGUCGGAUCAUAACACGCUCUGAACUCCAACAUCUCAUUCAUCACUUUUUAUCUGUAUUUGGGGUCAUGUGCAUAGAGUAAGUAAAAACAACAUCGCUGAUUUGAAAUUGGAUCAUAUCAGACUUCCAGGUCAUGCAAUCUGAAAUGUUAUCCUCAUUCAGCAUUGUUGUUCUUAAAGACCUGAUGCAUAAUUAGUCUAGGGGGGGGAGAAAACGUGUCUUUAAAAUAUUUUGAGGGGUCAAGUGAAAGUGAUUGAUUUGGUAGCUUGUAACUAUCUGUAUUUGAGACAGUUCGAGCUGGUAAUAUAGUCAAACCUAAAGGAAUUUUACUUUUUCUAAAUGUGUUCUUGUUUAUAUUUGUUGUUCUCUGCUCCAUCCCCUUACCCUCCUCCUGUUCUGCUACAAUUUCAGCCCAAAUUGCAAUCUGGCAAAGUGGUGGGUGAUGGGAUUAAAAAGGCAUAAUUUAAUGGUGAUGAGGGUAUUUUUCCUCAUUGGUACCUUGCCGCGUUUCUGAAUAAUUCACAAUGCAGAGUGCUUCCCCACAAAGGUUGUUUGCAAAAGAAAACAUGUUGGAGUUAUUUUUUAUUAAAUCUGACUCUGUUAUGCAAAGGUUAGAUAGUGUGUUUGCUUUUAUCAGCUUUGUCAUAUUUUGAGUUAUUAGAGCUGUAUGGAGAGUUCCUUCCUUUGCUGUAACAUUAACUGAACACUGUUGUACAAAAGUUUGUAUUUGGUUCGAAGGGUUGAAAUUAUAAUUGGUAGACUCCCGUAAGUGACCUAAAUAAUCUGAAAUGUACACAAUCUGAAACUACAUGUAGAAUGUUCAUUUAAAUGGGCUCCAUUAUAAAGUGGGGUAAAGUAAUGUGUUUAUUUCAUUGCCCUGAAUAAUUUGAUUCUAGAAUUGAAUUUGAUAGCUAUUUAAUUCCAAGAUGUGUAAGUGACAAAAUAAUUAUCGGAAAUUGUUUUAUCUGAAUGUUGGAUGUUUAAAUUGGCAAAGCCGACAGCUUUAAAUGCAGCGGCUUCUACAUACAGUAACAGUCUUACUGUUAAAAAUUAGCUGCUGGUAUUGCUUACAUUUUUGAUGAUUCCAGGGUUAUAAUUGAAAUUUGAUUAAUUUCAAGGCUGUUAAAGUGGAUCUUAAUGAGCAUGGGGAGAUUGAUACAAAUAAAACAAAUGGUCAGUUGCUCAACUUUUUUUUUCCUUAUCUAAAUUAUUCAUCUGUGAACAAAACUUGAGUUUCUUUUGCUCUUGUGGGCCUCAUAGGGAUUUUAGGCAUAAUUGGACUACAGUCGUCUUCUUCCAGCCAUGUCACAUGGGUCGUGCCUUCCCUGAUUUGCAGGAAUUGGGCUCUAAAUGUAGCUUUUGUACACAGGAAUGGUUGAGAUGUGAAAUACCUGUGAAUCAUUUUGGAUGUUCACUUGUAUAAGUUUUACUGUGAACAAGGUCAGUGAACGUGACUUGGAUCAACUAGACUUAACAGGUAAAAUGUCAUGUUUUUUUUAAUAUUUAUAAAAAGUUUUACAUCUCCACUGGAAAAUACCAUAAAACUCCACCCUUAGUGUAUUUUUAAAUCUGUAGAUAGGACAAAACCGAGUCCACUGUUUUAACUGAUCAAAAGCAACUAAACAUUUGAUUAUGAAUGAAUUUCCAUACAUAUUUGUCUUUUGGCUCCGUUUGCUGUUCUAUCUACUGUUAGAUUUGGUUUGGUGCAGUGUUAUUUCCCUCUUGUUUAUGCUUUGAUGUGUAACUUCCAGACAGCUCUAUGGCAUUUUGGGAACUGUUGUGUACUUUUUAAGUUAUGGGGAAUGGCUAAAUAAACUUUUUGUUUUAA
Messenger RNA from Cololabis saira (Pacific saury), 2601 nucleotides. It is a transcript of the gene tmed7, whose product is annotated as transmembrane p24 trafficking protein 7. Gene Ontology annotation, cellular component: Golgi apparatus; COPII-coated ER to Golgi transport vesicle; endoplasmic reticulum. Lineage: Eukaryota; Metazoa; Chordata; Actinopteri; Beloniformes; Belonidae. Gene Ontology annotation, biological process: intracellular protein transport; endoplasmic reticulum to Golgi vesicle-mediated transport; Golgi organization. The transcript has 4 exons. The record is from RefSeq and is a predicted model, not a curated record. The coding region runs from base 146 to 787 and encodes 213 amino acids.